UGUUCUCGGUGCUCCUCCCUGCGGCCUGGAGGACCUGUUGGAGGACCCGGUGGAGGAGCAGAUGGGGAUCCAGGGUUUGGCCAAAGUGCUCGGGGACGUGGCCCCGGGGGCGGUCAGGGAGCAGCAGAUAAAGCACUACUUCGGGCGGAAGAUCGCCAUUGACGCCUCGAUGAGUAUUUACCAGUUCCUGAUCGCGGUCCGGCAGGACGGGACCACCCUGCAGAGUGAGGACGGGGAGACCACCAGCCACCUGAUGGGAAUCUUUUAUCGGACGAUCCGGAUGGUGGAGAACGGGAUUAAACCGGUCUACGUCUUUGAUGGAAAACCACCACAACUCAAAUCUGCAGAGUUGGAUAAACGGAGUGAGCGCCGGGCAGAGGCUGAGAAACAGCUGGCAGCUGCUCAGGAAUCAGGUAACGUGGAGAACGUGGAGAAGUUUACCAAGAGGCUGGUGAAGGUCACCAAGCAGCACAACGACGAGUGUAAACACCUGCUCCAGCUGAUGGGGAUCCCUUACAUCGAGGCUCCGUGUGAAGCUGAGGCUAGUUGUGCUGCUCUGGUUAAAGCUGGGAAGGUGUACGCUGCAGCCACUGAGGAUAUGGACGCUCUGACCUUUGGCACCUCCAUCUUACUGAGACACCUGACAGCGAGUGAGGCCAAGUGA
Hemiscyllium ocellatum (epaulette shark) is the source of this 664-nucleotide messenger RNA. It is a transcript of the gene fen1, whose product is annotated as flap structure-specific endonuclease 1. The transcript is spliced from 6 exons. The coding region runs from base 62 to 664 and encodes 200 amino acids. The record is from RefSeq and is a predicted model, not a curated record. Gene Ontology annotation, molecular function: 5'-3' exonuclease activity; magnesium ion binding; RNA-DNA hybrid ribonuclease activity. Lineage: Eukaryota; Metazoa; Chordata; Chondrichthyes; Orectolobiformes; Hemiscylliidae. Gene Ontology annotation, cellular component: nucleus.